This is a messenger RNA of Macrosiphum euphorbiae (potato aphid), 786 nucleotides long. The record is from the annotation of a GenBank genome assembly. NCBI's taxonomy places the organism in Eukaryota, Metazoa, Arthropoda, Insecta, Hemiptera, Aphididae.
AUGGUGGACCGAUUAGUAAAUAGUGAGGCAAAUGCCCGUCGCAUUACUAUGGUCGAAAGUUGUUUUGGUAGCUCAGGACAACCUUUAGCUGUUCCCGGGCGUGUUUUAGUUGGUGAAGGUGUACUGACAAAAAUUUGUCGAAAAAAACCAAAACCCAGACAAUUCUUUCUGUUCAACGACAUUCUAGUAUAUGGAAAUAUACUUAUAAACAAAAAAAAAUAUAACAAACAGCAUGUUAUACCAUUAGAAGAAGUAAAAUUGGAAUCUCUACAAGAUGAAGGGCAGUUAAGAAAUGGUUGGUUAAUUCGAACGGCGUCCAAGUCAUUUGCUGUGUAUGCAGCCACUUCAACAGAAAAACAAGAAUGGAUGGCACACAUUAAUAAAUGUAUUGAAGAUUUGUUGAGAAAGAGUGGUAAAAAAGCUGUUGAAGUCCAUGCAGCGGUAUGGGUUCCGGAUUCUGAAGCCAAUGUUUGCAUGCAUUGUAAAAAGACUCAGUUCACAGUCCUCAAUCGAAGACAUCAUUGUCGUAGCUGUGGUACAGUAGUGUGUGGUCCAUGUUCUAGUAAACGGUUCUUAUUACCAAAUCAGUCGACUAAACAAUUGCGCGUCUGCCUAAAUUGUUUCGAUAAAUUAUCUAGAGAUAAAGCACAACAAAACAGUACUAACCUCAAUUAUCUUAGAAACUCUUUAAAAGAUCGCAGUGAAUCUUCUGGUGAUGAUGAUUCUGAUGAUGAUGAUAAUUUUGUCCCAUCUACUACAACACCAGAGCAACCGAAGUUUUACUGA